CGUCUCUGGCAGUGUAGUGUUCGGUUGUUCGUGAGAGAGGAAGGUCUGUGUUAUCAACUGUUUUUAAAAAAAAAAGAGGAAAAAAAAGAAACUCGCUACGACCUUUCAACGUGGCGGUCUAGUGAAAAUAAAUUAUUUUUUUCCAUGUGAAGUGAGUGUAAGCAAAAUUUUCUAAACAAAUUUAUUUGUUAAAAAUUUGUUGUGAAAAAAGUGCAUAUAUAUGUUGUGGAAUAUUUACCCGGGAAAGAGAGGCUACAAUUAAAUGUCUACUUUAGUAUCCUGAAGGCGUAGGGGUGUCGCAAAGACGAUCGAGAGACUAAAUAAGAGAGGGAGAGAAGGUACAGGUACAGAGGAAGAAAAUAAAAAAGUAAAGAGAAAAUACAAGAGAUUCGACACCCAACUCGUCGUGGCAAAAGCCAGCAAAAGCGGCCAGGACUCUCGAGACACAGGUAUUCCAGGGUCGCCUGUGUAUACAUGCAUACAUUAUUAUUGUUAUAAGUCCGGCAGCAGGUGCUGGGGAGAAAACCUCAUACAUACUUCUUUCCAAAGUUGAACAGAUUUUUUUUAUUUUUCAAAACACUGCCCACCCAUAUUGUGUCGAUAACUUUAAAUAUUGUGCUGUGAUAAAAGUCUGUGAUAUUGUGCAAUCAUCGUUAUUACCCUGACAAAAACAGAGUCGCAAGGACACUAUCAGCCACUGAUAAAAGCAUUUUUAUGGCAAAAGAAGAAAGAAAAAUAAUUGCGGACAAAAGGAAAAAAGGCGAAAGUAACCUGAGGAGUAUUGUCAGGUGUUGUUGAAUCAUUUGGAUAAAUAUCUACGUCUUGUAUCAUUCUGGCCUGGAAUAACAACAGGUGGUUGACAACGGCGUCAAUACGAGCGGAAUAUCAGAGAAUCACGACUUCCGACAGUGGAGCAAAUACCUGACCAAGAAUGAGGCUGUUGCAGAGAGUGGCCAUCACUGGACUAUUGUCCGUGAUGCUGAUCCUUCUCCUGACGGGAGCUUUCAUUUCCCGACAUGACCUAGCUAGCGUCGUUGACCGGGGCGUCGGUCCCCAGGAGCGACCCGAACAAUCAAAUUCCGCUUGGCUCCAGGAAAAUGUCAUUCCCGAUCAGGAUUAUGAGAAAAAUGACGACCGAGGACAUUUAAAUCCAAAUGUUGUCGUCAAUGUGAGACACAGAUCGCAUCAUUCAGAGCCAUCGGCCGUUGGUCCACCGCCAAUUACACAUCCGGGAAAAUAUCCCAUUCGUCCUCCCAAUCCUCCCCUGGACGAUAUAACUCAUCAACGAAGGGAAAAAGUCAAGGAGAUGAUGAAGUAUGGUUGGGACAACUACGUGAGGUAUGCCUGGGGCAAAAACGAACUCAGGCCUAUCACAAAGAAGGGACACAGUGCAAGUAUUUUCGGAACAUCUAUGAUGGGUGCCACUAUUGUCGAUGGUUUGGACACACUUUACAUCAUGGGACUUCAUGACGAGUACAACGAGGGUCGUAAUUGGAUACGUGACAACUUGAAUUUCGAUAUUAAUUCAGAGAUUUCGUUGUUCGAGACAAACAUUCGAUUCAUGGGAAGUCUGUUGGCGUGCUACGCACUCACUGGAGAUCCAAUGUUCCGAAAUAAAUCAAUUGAACUUGGAAUUCGUAUGUUACCAGCAUUCAACACGGAAACUGGAAUUCCUCACUCUCUCAUAAACCUUCGCACUGGGGCGAGCAAGAAUUAUGGUUGGGCGAGCAGUGGUUGCAGUAUUUUAUCCGAAAUAGGAACAAUGCAUCUUGAGUUUUCCUAUCUCAGUGACAUCACUGGAAAUGCAACUUUUAGAGAGAAGGUGAAAAAAGUAAGAGACAUUUUGAAAAAUAUGGAAAAGCCCAAAGGUCUCUAUCCCAACUAUAUUCAUCCUAAAACUGGAAAAUGGGGUCAACAUCACAUGUCUUUGGGAGGAUUGGGAGACAGCUUCUACGAGUAUCUUCUAAAGGCUUGGAUUCAAUCAGGCAAAAAGGACACAGAAGCUAGAGAAAUGUACGACGAAGCCAUGGAUGCCAUCGAUGAGAAUAUGGUUUUCAAAUCCCCCGGAGGAUUAAUUUACGUUUCUGAUUUGAAAUACGAUCGUGUGGACAGAAAAAUGGGUCAUCUUGCUUGUUUUGCCGGUGGAAUGUUUGCAUUGGGCGCGAAAACUCAAAAGAAGUACUCAGAAGUGAGGGGGAAGAGACACAUGGAAAUUGCCGAAGGUUUGACGAAUACAUGCCACGAAUCGUAUGAUCGCACUGCUACAAAAUUAGGUCCUGAAGCUUUUCAUUUUAUUGAAGGCAACGAAGCGAGAAGUUUGAAGAGUGGUGAAAAAUAUUACAUUUUACGACCAGAGACAUUUGAAUCGUACUUUAUAAUGUGGCGUUUGACAAAGGAUCAGAAAUAUAGAGAAUGGGGAUGGGAAGCUGUUCAAGCACUGGAAAAACAUUGUCGAGUCCCUGGAGGAUUCACGGGUCUUCAUAACGUUUACUCGGUGGAUUCACAGAAAGACGACGUCCAGCAAAGUUAUUUCUUUGCCGAAACCCUCAAGUACCUCUAUCUACUCUUCAGCGAUGACUCAUUAAUAAGCCUGGACGAUUGGGUUUUCAACUCUGAAGCUCACAUUCUUCCCAUCAGAGGAAAUCCUUAUUAUCGUUCACAUUCAUCUUUAUAAACAACAAAAAAAUAGACCCAUCUCGAUAGCAACAAUUACAAGUUUGAUUAAAAGAAAAAAAAAUCUCCAGACAUAAUCUGCGAUUAUUCAUAAUUCCUGAAGAAAAAAAAAUGUGGAAUUUGAAAGAAAAAAACACUCAGUUAUCUCAAAUUAGAUAAAUGAGUCUUCAAUACUGGAGUUUAUUAGUCAAUGAAGAGAAAAAAAAACCGACCUAAUAGACAAACAAUGCCAGAUGUACUAAUUAUUCUGGCAGAAUAACCAAUAAACUACUUACUAAAAAGUAGAGAAAAAAAAUAAUAAAAAGGUCGAUAUUUAAGUCUGCAUUGUAAAUAGCGAGAAAGAGAAAAAAAAAAGUUGCAACUGUGUGUGAGUGUUUUAUUGUCACUCUUUUUCUAUUACCAAUGAUGAAAUUAUUUGUAAAAAAAAAGAAAAAUUCUUUUCAGGUGUGUUCUUAAGUGUGUUUGUGUUUGUCUUUUUUUUUACCUUAAGAAAAAUAUCGAUAUUUUUUUCGAUCUAAAAAUUGACAUUAUUUACUGCAUUUAUUUUUACGCAAAAAAAAAAGCGUAAGAAUAUUUUAAUAGAAAACAAAUGAAAUGUUUUUUAAUUAAAAAUUUUUUAUUAUAAAAAAAUAUUUAAUAGUAGAAUAAUUUGAAUUUCUUACUUUUAUCCGUUUGCCGCAUUUUAAUUUAGAAGAAUUUUGCAUUUGCAAUGAAGCAAAUGUUUCGAAUCAUUGAAAUAAUUUGUUUGUCUGUCUUCCAACCAAAAAAAAAAAAAAAUGAAAGUAUAUGAUUUACGCUACGAAGGACUGCCUUGAAACUAAUAAUGUUUUAGACAAUGUCAAAAAAAUUGUUCGUUUCUCUAAAAAAGUAGUUUUUUUUUAGUUUUUUUCUUUUUUUAACUGUUUAGAGUGGAAAAUGUAAAAAUGCGAGUUUUUUCUUGUAUAACGAAAGAGUGAGUGUUUGUUUUUUUUAUGUAAUAAUGUAGCACACGUAAAUAAUCAGUGAAGUAUGUCAUGCAAAUAGAGUUGUAUAUAAAAAAAAAUUUAAAGAAAGUCAUAUUCUAUAUAUGAGAUUUAGCGAAAAAUGUACACGAUAAGCCUUGACUAUAUUUCAGGCGAUAAAAUCCAUGAGAAAUGCGUCAAGUUGAAAUGACAUUAAUAUCAAAUUUCUUCACUAUUACAUAAAAUUUCAAUUUUGUUGCUUUUUUUCGAUUGUACAGUUUACAUUUUGAAAUGUAAAAAUUUGUAAUUUUACACUAAAAAAAAUUUUCCAUCAGGGAAGAUCUUUUAUUUAUUUAGUUACAUUUUUUGUUUGUUUUGUACAAUUUAUUUUAGUUUCCAUUUAACGCAUUUCUUUAUUAGUGAUUGAAAGGUUUUUAAAGACUGGGAGAUGAGAGAAAAGAGAUAUAAUUAAAGUGCACAUAGUUUGUUUAUUUUAUAAACGCGUGUACUGUUAGAAAAAUAAACAGU
This is a messenger RNA of Leptopilina heterotoma, 4142 nucleotides long. RefSeq names its product mannosyl-oligosaccharide 1,2-alpha-mannosidase IA (gene alpha-Man-Ia). Gene Ontology annotation, molecular function: mannosyl-oligosaccharide 1,2-alpha-mannosidase activity; calcium ion binding. NCBI's taxonomy places the organism in Eukaryota, Metazoa, Arthropoda, Insecta, Hymenoptera, Figitidae. The transcript is spliced from 11 exons. Gene Ontology annotation, cellular component: Golgi membrane; endoplasmic reticulum. The record is from RefSeq and is a predicted model, not a curated record. The coding region runs from base 932 to 2674 and encodes 580 amino acids. Gene Ontology annotation, biological process: N-glycan processing; carbohydrate metabolic process.